Molecule: messenger RNA, 386 nt
Organism: Betta splendens (Siamese fighting fish)
Lineage: Eukaryota; Metazoa; Chordata; Actinopteri; Anabantiformes; Osphronemidae
Product: histone H4
Exons: 1
Coding region: 29-340 (103 amino acids)
Biological process (GO): nucleosome assembly
Cellular component (GO): nucleosome
Molecular function (GO): protein heterodimerization activity; DNA binding; structural constituent of chromatin
Source: RefSeq, a predicted model, not a curated record
UCUACCAGACCGCAAUCAGUGAUCGACAAUGAGUGGACGCGGCAAAGGCGGAAAAGGACUCGGCAAGGGAGGCGCCAAGCGUCACCGUAAAGUUCUCCGUGACAACAUCCAAGGCAUCACUAAGCCCGCGAUCCGCCGUCUGGCUCGCCGAGGUGGUGUCAAGCGUAUCUCGGGUCUGAUCUACGAGGAGACUCGCGGCGUGCUUAAGGUUUUCCUGGAGAACGUGAUCCGUGACGCCGUCACCUACACCGAACACGCCAAGAGGAAGACGGUGACCGCCAUGGACGUGGUCUACGCCCUGAAGAGGCAGGGACGAACCCUGUACGGCUUCGGAAGCUAAACUGCCCCUAACAGCAAUAACCAACGGCUCUUUUAAGAGCCACACA